This is a messenger RNA of Klebsormidium nitens, 2548 nucleotides long. The record is from the annotation of a GenBank genome assembly. Lineage: Eukaryota; Viridiplantae; Streptophyta; Klebsormidiophyceae; Klebsormidiales; Klebsormidiaceae.
GUCCAGAUGACGAUAGCCUAUAUUACUUAGGUACUCCUAUAAACAGUAUCUAGGUAUAACUGGUGCCACACUCUGGAGUCUGGAGUCUGCCCUGCAUGAUGCACUGAUGCCAAUGGCUCUCGUUGGCCAUCGCCAAGGUCUUUCUGCUUUGUGGAGUCCACUUUGCUGUCAAUGACCCGGCCCUCUCGAACCGGAACAAGCUAUGCUUGGUUCACAAUAGCAGCAGCAAGGACGAACCGCUGCACGCCACCAGAGAGCCAGAGCUAGCAAAAUUGCAACUUCAGCUCCCUCGCAAUCACAAGGCUCCUUUCGUGUUUCUCCCUGCACAAGGCAUCCUUUUUCAGCAGCUAGCUUUGUUGCAGCUGUUGGCGCGAUGGCGGCUUUCAGGCCCAACGUGGUGUUUGUGCUGGUUGCAUUGCUCGCACUGUAUGGGGCCCAGCCUGCCCAGGGGCAGUCUUCUGGUUUGUCGCUGUCAUGCCCUCCCGGGUAUCUGGUGCAAGCUGCGCGUAAUUCCCCGACGUACACUUGCACAACCGACCCCUGUUACAUUAACCCUUGUGGUUAUGGUAACACCUGCGGAAUCUUCCAAAAUGAUUUUGGAAGGAUUUCUGAUUGUACUACCUGUAAUCCUCCCUACAAACGGGGUACCGUGGUUAUCGGCUUCCCAUACAUAGAGCCCGUUGGGGUCUGCUACUUGCCUGGCUCAGACGCAUGCAACCCCAACCCUUGCCAGAACGGUGGCGUUUGCUCCUAUAGACUGGACCCCAAUACGAAUCAGCCUCUGACUGACGACCAAGGGACCAAGUAUGCUUUCCAGUGCGAUUGUGGCCCCACUGGGCGCACUGGGCCAGUCUGCUCUGAAACUUUCGAGGAGGCCCCAAGAGUGACUGCCACCCUCAACGGCGUGACGGGCCCGCUUGCGAUCCUCCUAACCGGGGUCUGCGGCUUGUAUGGUCGUGGUCUCUCGACGCCCGGCUGCCUUUACAAUAGCGGAAAGCAGUUCAUCUGCUGCACCGGGGUAUCCGGGUGCGGGCCCGUUGGCCCGGACGGAGUACCCGUCUGCCAGGCAGGGAGUUUUACGCCGAUCCCCAAUGACUGGCCGGUACAGCCUCUGCCGCCUACUCCGCCGAAUCCCACCGGCGAUCAGGGUGUCUGCGGGAGCGGCGCCGCCUUCGCGUACCGGACGCGGUGCUUCUUCAACAGCGACCCCCAGGGCCGCUACGUGUGCUGCGACAACUUCGGAUGCGACGGGUUCAACGCCGACAACCUGACGCCGCGCUGCAAAAACAAUGGCUUCGUGCCGCCCAACAACGGACUGCCCGGGCCGUCUCCCCCGAGCACUCCCCCGAGCACUCCCCCGAGCGGAAGCCAGGGCGUUUGCGGCGGCGGUGCGGCAUCUGACUUCCCCACGCGGUGCUACUUCAACAACGACCCCCAGGGCCGGUAUGUGUGCUGCGACGGGCAGGGCUGCGACGGAUUCAACGCCGACAACCUGACGCCGCGCUGCAAGAACAACGGCUACGUCCCGCCCAACAACGGGCUGGCUGGACCCUCCCCCCCGAGCACUCCCCCUAGCGGCUCCCAGGGCGUCUGCGGAACGGGUGGUGCCACAAAUUUCCCGCUGCGCUGCUGGUUCAACAACGACCCCCAGGGCCGCUACGUGUGCUGCGAUAACGACGGAUGCAACGGGUUCAACCCACCAGACAACUCGUUCCCCCGCUGCAAGACCAACGGCUAUGUGCCCCCCGGGUUCGGGAUUUAGUUGGUGAGGCUUAUAUAAAAGAGGCGUCUGAUUUCAAAGCUCACUAGUGGCAUCUGAGUCCUGAGGGGAAGUAUCAUCGGACGGAUCACAUUGUCUCGCAAGUUUUGAUUGGAGCGACCUACCGACACAAUCUACGCGGUAUGUGGUCGCUGAGGCGUUACGGGUCCUAGUAUACGCCCUCUUUGAACGCACACGCAGUACAGGAGUUUGUCGACCCUGUUGUGCUUGUACGUUCCAAUCAGGCAACUAUUUUCUACGAGGGCCCCCUAGCCAGCAACAGGCGGUUCUUUUCUGGUUCGAGUUAACUUUAACGUUUAGGAGUCAUCAGGUACUAGGUCGAGGCGUUCAAGCAGAGGAUCGAAGACUAACCUGACCCGAUUAUGGAUCCCUACGAGUCGUCGCUUAACAUUACGGCACGCUCUGACAAGUCGUCGUUCGCAGUAGUGUCAACCAAACACCCGGACAUGCACGGAUUCGCCUUUUGACACGCGUGAGGAGAGCUAGAUUCAUAAUUGUUUCAUGUAGUUUCUGGCCAAUUUAAGUUAGAAGAGGGAAAGGUGGCCACUUUUCACCGGCACGUGCAUACCGAGAGAACAAAUUUGACUCCUAUGUAGCCUAGGAGGGUGAAAGUCGUCCCCAAAAAGCUUAAGUUAGCCGUGAAAACGCCGUUCUGACAAUGGGCCAUACUGCCGGCCGCAAAAAGUUUCGUGCAACGGGCGCUCGGUAGCAUGCUACUUUCGAGUAUCAGAAGUCACUGUGUGCACUCUCAUGCUCAAGCAAGCCUGC